Molecule: messenger RNA, 8564 nt
Organism: Lucilia sericata (common green bottle fly)
Lineage: Eukaryota; Metazoa; Arthropoda; Insecta; Diptera; Calliphoridae
Gene: sns
Product: nephrin
Exons: 22
Coding region: 2308-7074 (1588 amino acids)
Biological process (GO): cell-cell adhesion
Cellular component (GO): cell-cell junction
Molecular function (GO): cell adhesion molecule binding
Source: RefSeq, a predicted model, not a curated record
GUUUUAGCUCUGAAACGGUAUUGACGGUCUUUAAGCUAAACUACGCGCACACUUUUUUCAUUUCAACAAUUUGCUAAGCAAAAAAAAGAUACAAAAUACAAGUGUUGGAAAAUAGCAUCACAUCAAUAACAACAACAUGCUUAUUGUUCAACUGUCACCUAUUUUCAACGAGAAUUUUUAUUAAAUUAUCCUUAACUCGACUAAAGUAUAACAAAAAGAAACAACGUUUAAAACAUCUAUAGGGAAAUUUGAAAUGUCAGAAAAAGUGUUUUCAUUAAAUCUCGUUUCCAAAAAUAAUGUAGAAAUAAGAAAAAAUACAUGAUUUUGUUAAAAAUUUAAGAAAAUUUAAAUGUGAGUACCAUUAACAAUGGAGAAAAGUGCGUGAGUGUGUAAAAAAAUUGGAAAAAUAAAAAUUUAUGCAAAGUGAAAAAUUUGAGAAAAUUUUUUAAAUAAUUAAAUGUUUUUUAGUGUAAUUAACGCUUAACGUUUACUAACGUUUUUCAGAGCUUUUAACAAUUUUAACGGUCGCGUUUAAGUGUAUGUGUGUGUUUCAACAUGUCGCAAGAUGAUUAAAUUGUCAUUAACUUUUUCCCAUGGUGGACUCUAAGAAAUGCCUGCCUGCUGCUUUAAAUAAAAAAGAAAAAUUUAAUAAAGAUUUUAAAGUGAAAAAGGAAAAGAAAAAGUUUUUUUUCGGCUAGUAAAACAAAACAAACAAAAACCAAAAAUAAAAUAAAUUAAGUGAGUAGUGAGUGAGUGAAUGAGUGACACAAGUGUUUAUAAACGUUGAGCGUAGCACGUUUAUGGGGCUUAAUUAGCAGCACACAGAUAGUUUCAGCUGAUGUAAGCAUUAAAUCAAAACGCCUGCACAAAACACAAACAUAAGGAGGAAAAGAACAAAACAAAGCAUACAACAAAUUGAAAUAAAUCCUUACAGAAUAGACAAAACUCGUAUACUGGUCACAAACCCAGCAAGAUAUUUUAUUGAACUGUCUGUCAGCCCAAACAAACUAACCAACCCACCCACCCAUAUAACGGGUUUCAUUCAUGCUCUUAUAUAAACAUCUUUUUUAGAACAUCACAUCCCAGUGUGCAAUGUACAUGUAUGCGUGGCUGCUUGCGUGCCUGCCACAGUGUGUGAAUGAGUUUGUAUGAGUGUGUGUGUAUGUAUGAGUAUUUAUAGAAUCCAAGACGACAGACAAAGGACCCCCACAUGAGUCGAUGAUAUUUGUUGUUGUUGAUUUGUAAUGUGCACAAGUAUUGGUAAUGGUAUUAUAACAAUUUAAUGUUAUGCGUUUGUUGCCAAGGAUAUAUCAUCUCAAAUAAAAAGGAACAAACAGCAACAACAACAAUUACAGCAGCAUCAUAAAAAUAGAAAAUAUUGAAAGAGAAGAAAAUGAUUUACAAAUUGAAAUGUUUAUAAAAAGGCGUUUUUAUGGCCAAAAAACAGCACAAAAUCAUCAGCCGCUAAACGUAUGAAAAUUUCAGGCUAACUGAAUUUGGUUGGUUGGCCGUUCGGUCAAUGGCCCCUUUUUUUAAUCAUUGACAACUACUACUACUAUUGCAACUCCUUCUACUAUUGCUGCCUUACAAACAGCAACUAACUGCCCCUUGGCUCAUCAUCAACAUUAUACUGUGUAACUCAGUUUUUCCAUGCACAUACAUACAGCAACUGUAUGGAUGGACCCAGUAAAGUAAUCCUAAAUAAUACAGAAAAUUGUAAGAAAAAAAAGCAUAAAAAGGAAUUCUUAAUAAAAUGUCAGAAAUGCCAACAGCAUCGACAUUUCAAUUUUAAAUGUGUGUAUGAAUGAGUGCGCUAUUUUUAUUUUCGCCCAAAAUCACAGGAAACAAACAAAAAAGCGAAAAAAAACGAAAAAGAUAACUAACGAAAAGUUUUCCGAAAAACAAAUAUUACAACUUGAUCAUAAAAGGACACAAACUAGAGCAACAAUUGCACAAAAAAAAAACAAAAACAAAUUUGAACAGCCAAAAACAAACUGACAACCAGUAAUAAUGUUUUCAUCAACACAAAUCAUUUUGUGUUGCUCUUAGCGCUGCAAAAAAUAAAUAAUUGUUUAACAAAAAAUCCCCCCUCCCCAAAAAAAAAAAAAGAAUUUAAUUAAAACAACAACCCCACUUUACAACUCGACUACUCUACUCUCGACUCUUUAACAUAUUUUCAACAACCAAAACAAUUAUACUUUGACCAAAUUAUAUACCAAAAAAAAAAAGGAAAUAAAAAACCCAAAUUAUAAAUAAAAUCUAAAAGAAACAAAAUAUAUUUAAAUUUAUUAAAAAAAAAAACAGAAAAUGCAAAAAAUAAUAACCCAACAAUCAUUGAACUCUUCUACUGUUGUGGUGGUGGUGGCGGCUGAUGUCUUUAGCAAAAUGAAAUUAAAAGAUCCUUUGGAAACGCCUUUCAAGUUACAAAAAACGGAUGUUGCUGUUGUAGCUGCUUCUGCCCCCAGCAAUAUAUGUCAACAUUGUCAUCGUCUUUAUCAGGAAAAGCAUUAUCAGCAACAUAACGAACGUCAUCAUCAUCAUCAUCACCAACAACAACAGAAACACCAACAUCAUCAGCAGCAUCAACAUCAGCAUCACCAUCAUCGCUAUCGCCAGUCAACAGCAGCAAUACAUUGGAUUAAAAAUCUUCAUUUCGUCUGGUUUGUGAUAACAUCCUUAUUAACUGCACAUCUGCCGGGAUAUUGUUGUGGUCAACAGCAGAAAUUCCGUGUGACACCGCAUGAUUUACAAGUGCUGGAAGGUGCUGAGGCCAUGUUGCGUUGUGAAGUUACAAAUUUAGCCGGUGCUGUGCAAUGGACAAAAGAUGGUUUUGCGCUGGGGUUUUCAGCGGUAAUACCGGGAUUUCCCCGUUACUCGGUAUUGGGUGAUCGCAAACAGGGUGCUUACAAUUUAAGAAUAUCGAAUGCCUCCAUAACCGAUGAUGCUGAAUACCAGUGUCAAGUGGGUCCCGCCCGUUUAAAUUCGGCCAUACGUGCUAAUGCCAAACUCACUGUUAUAUCCCCACCUUCAUCUAUUGAAAUUAAGGGUUAUACGAACAACGCCAAAGUGGAGGUUCGAGAAAAUCAAGACUUAACCUUAAAGUGUAUUGUAUCAAAUUCAAAACCUGCCGCACAAAUUGUCUGGUAUCGAGGAAACGUAGAGUACAAACCGGAAAAUCGCAACGAUAAAGUCGAGGAGACAACACCAAAACGUUUUACCACCACCUCAAGUUUAAAAUUGAAACCCACUGCCGAUGACGAUUACACGGAGUAUACAUGCCAAGCGAAGCAUAAAGCUUUGGCGCCUGAUAUGCCCAUGCGUUCCACAGUACAACUGUCCGUUUUAUAUCCCCCUGGCCCACCAUAUAUUGAAGGUUAUACACAAGGCGAAACCUUAAGACGAGGACAAACUGUGGAAUUAAUUUGUCGCAGUAGAGGAGGAAAUCCACCAGCUCAAUUAAUAUGGUACAAAAAUGGUUCACAAAUUCGUAUGGCUUAUAGAACGUCAGGACGUUUGUCGGAGAACAUUUAUACGUUUACAGCAGAGGCUAGCGACAACAAGGCUCGAUUUAGGUGUGAAGCCAGCAACGUCAUGUCACAGACACCACUUAAAGCUGAAGUUGAUCUCACAGUUUUAUUUGCUCCAACACAUGUUUCAAUAUCGGGAUCAACGGAGGCACGAGUGGGCGAUGUAGUGCCACUUACAUGCACAACGGCAGCCUCUAAUCCGCCAGCUGAAAUCAAGUGGAUGGUUGGCGGUCGUCAAAUACGAAAUGCGACAUCACGCACCACCGUCAGUCCCGAAGGUGGCUGGAUUACAAUUUCAAAUAUAACGGCUGUCAUUGAGCCCAACAAACGUUCGCUGGUUGUCAUCUGUCAUGGUCUCAACAUGCAGUUAACGGAGAAUGUUGUCUCCACCCAUACAGUCAAUGUUUUAUAUCCCCCCAUACCACCCAUAAUUUCCGGUUACAUAGAAGGACAAAUAAUACCGGCCGGUUCGGUACAGAAACUUUUGUGUGUUUCUUCUGGUGGAAAUCCUUUAGCUACACUAACUUGGUACAAAAACGAUAAAAGGAUAAAUUCCGUAAUACGCACUGCCGACAAGUCUGUUUCAGCUGAAAUAACAAUUCUGGCAAAUGUAACCGAUAAUCAAGCUCAAUAUCGUUGUGAGGCAUCAAAUAGUGCCACUGAAAUACCACUUUUCGAAUCAACCACAUUGAGCGUGCACUUUGCCCCCGAAACCGUCAAGAUACGCAUUGAACCGGAAGAAUUGAAACCAGGCAUAGAGGCGACUAUAAUUUGUGAUUCUAGUUCUAGCAAUCCACCUGCUAAAUUAUCCUGGUGGAAGGAUGGCAUACCAAUUGAGGGUAUAAAUAAUACGUCUAAGCCUGGUCUUUGGGGUGGUACCGUCUCAACGUUGGAAUUUAAAGUAAACAUCACACAGGAAAUGAACGGCAUAGUUUACACAUGUCAAAGUGCCAACGAGGCACUACAGCGUAGUGUUCAUGAAGCCAUAAGCCUGGAUGUGCUGUAUCGUCCCAAAUUUGUGCCACCACCUUCGUCGACGGCGGUCGGUGUAGAGGGUGAAUCACUGCUGGUUGCCUUGCAGGCCAAUGCCAAUCCCAUGUCAAUUACUUACACUUGGUCAAGAGAUGGUCAAACAAUACCCAGUGCAGUUAAUGGGGCAGAGCCACGCAUCUUUGCCGAUGGCUCCAAGUUGAAUUUUACAAAAUUGCAUCGCAAUGAUGCCGGGCUGUAUGUGUGUGAGGCACGCAAUUCCCAAGGCACAGCUCGCAUUAAUGUCAGCGUGGUAGUGGAAUAUGGCACCACCAUCAAAUCGGUUUCAGAAAAUGUCAUUGUCAAUCCCGGCGAAGAUGCCAUGUUGUCGUGUACGGUAGAGGGUAAACCUCUAACGGAGGAUCACGUAAAGUGGGAAAGAUUGGGCUAUGAUAUGACCAUAAAAACCUCAUCAACAUUUGCCAAUGGCACCUCGUAUCUACACAUUAAAGAUGCUCAACGUGAAGAUGUUGGUAAUUUCCGUUGCAUUGCUGAUAAUCGUGUUGCCAAUCCCACUAGUCGCGAUGUUUUGCUGAUAGUCAAAUUUGCACCGGAAAUUGAUAAAUCACCCACUCUGCUGCGAGCUGCCAGUGGCACAGGUGAACGUGGCCGUUUGCCUUGUCGUGCUCAGUCAUCACCCAAACCCAAGUUUAUAUGGCGCCAAGAGGGUAAAGAUUUGCCAGUUAAUCGUUCCUAUAAAUACGAAGUAGAAGAAAAGAAAAUCGACUCUCUGACGUACGAGUCAAUAUUGAUUGUAGAAAAAGUAGCACCUGCCGAUUAUGGAGCCUACGAAUGUGUGGCAAAAAAUGAUCUGGGCCAAGCAAUUGAGACGGUACGUUUGGAUAUAACUUCACAGCCCGAUACACCUUUAAGCUUGAACAUCUUAAAUGUCACCCACGACUCUGUGACAGUAGCCUGGACGCCGGGCUUUGAUGGAGGUCUAAAGGCUUCUUAUAGAGUACGUUUUAGAGAGGCAAAUCGUGAACAAUACAAAUAUAUUGAUGGUCUACCAAACAGUCAUAAACUCACCAUAAAUGGCCUAAAAAUGAAUACAUUGUAUCUAUUUUCGGUAAUGGCAUACAAUGAUUUAGGUGAGAGCAAAUACUUGCCUGACCUGCAAAAAGCCCACACAAAAGAAGCACCGCCACCAUCACAGCCAGCUUCAUCAUUGGGUGGACCUCCUACAACGAGUGCCACUCCAUUGGGUGGCACUUCGGGUCUAUUGCUGUUGGUUGGUGUGGCAUCUGGCAUAACAAUAGUGGCUUUGAAUAUACUCAUCAUAGGUUGCUGUCUUCAUAAACGUAAUCAAAAGCGUCUCAAACGAGAAGGUCUAGAAUUGCUACCAGCUGAAUUAACUGAAAAUUCAAAUACACCAAAUCUAGUCAUAAUUGGCAUUUCACUAGCAGCUUUUGGUUUUCUAUUGGUUAAUGCCGCUUUGGUGGCAUGGUUUUUUGUUCAUCAAAGGCGAAAAAAAGCCGAAACAGCAAAUCAACCUGGUAAAACUGCAACUAUUGAAAUGUAUGCACCCAGUUCAUACAAUGACACCGUUACCGGUGAAACCCUGUCAAGUGUUUCCGAAAAAAGUGAAUCGUAUUCGAAUGAUGGCAGUCAAGGAGAUUAUAUUGAUGAAGCUCGUAAAAAGGCAGCCUCAACAUAUCUGGUAGACAAUACAGAUUUACCACCACCCCGUUACCAACAAGAUGGCACAAUGCCAACACUCUAUCCAAAUAAUAUGGUUAAUGCUCGCACAUUGCCACAUCCACGUCAUAAUAAUACUGCAAAUAUAAUGGAUCAUAGAGCACGCGAUGAUCAAAUGUUAAUUAAUAAAGCAGUUUAUAUUCCGUCCCCUUCGCCGGCGCCACCACCAGAUGGCUCAUACUAUAAUAUGAAUAGCGACAGAUAUUUAUCGUAUCCACCAAUGGAUUAUCCCACACAAAUCGAUUUUACCCAACCCAUGUCAAUGGCCCAUCUGCAACCGGUCUCACAAGCCUCCAUGAUAAGCGGUACAAUUUUGACGGCUCAGCCGAUGGGCAACGGUGGUGCUGGCACCUUAAGGCGCGGCAUACUGAAAGGUGUCUCACAAGUGCCACCGCCUGAUGUAACACAUCAUACAACAACAAAUAUGGGAGGAGUACAAUUACUGCACGAUUUACAUCCUCUGAAUAUAUCAUCUACCUCGUCAACACUAACAACCACUUCAAGUUUGGGCAACGGAAGUCUCAUGUCAGUGCCAACAUCGACACCCAAACAGCCACAAAGUAUAUUAAAGGAUCCCAAUCGUAGUAAGCAUCAGCAUCAACAGCAGCCACCGACACUGAUAAAUACCGGUUUGUUGGCCAUGUCAGGACCGCCUGGCAGUUUACAAGUUCUAAAUAUACCAAAUUCGGCCGGCAUUAGUAAUAAUUUACUAAUGACCGCCAGUGCAGCAUAUGAUCCCACAAAUCCACACAGUCUGACAACCUUCAAUACUUCGGGGGCUGCAGUAGCUUUUACUGAUGCCGAUGGUCAUCUCGUAUAGCUGUAGGAUGCCUCACAAGGGGCUCUAUUAACGGUAAUUACUGAAACAUCACAGCCAGCAAAUAACAUGUCAUUACCCCGCUACUGAAAUGAGGCAUCUAGCAAAAACCAAACAAUAAAAACAAGAAAAAACCAUACAUGUAUGAAUGUUUUCAAAAUACUCAUUAAGGAUACAAAACAACAACAACAACAAAAACAUAUAUAUUAUUAGGUAUACUAUAACAACAAGAACACAUGCAUUAAGAAAGGACUACUCUUAGAGAAGUUAAGAUGAAUUUAGUAGAACAAGUGGUCCGUACGUCUGUUCGUGCCCUUGAACUCAACUCAACAGCAUAAAAUAACUACUUACUAGCACCCCAAGUACAGUCUGCUGGUACAAUUGUGAACAAAAUAAUAGCAGUGCUGCAGAAUCAAUAAACUGUACAAUAAUCUGCCAAAAAAAAUUACAAAAAAAAAACAACAAAAAAGUAAGAUGUAUUAAAUAUAUAAAGACAUGUACUGAUUUAUAGUCAAAUUUAAUAAAAAAUUUUUUAGUAUUAAUUUUAUGUAAUUUUUAAGAUACACCUUUAUUUUUGUGCCCACAACUGUAUAAUUAAUACAAUACAAUACGACUUAAUUAAUCUAAUUUAAUGUAAUUAUAAAUCAAGUUUUUCGUAUUUGAUUUCAAUACAAAUUCAUUUCGUUUAUACCAUUUAUGGCAGCUAAUCAAUACUAAUCAAUAAAAUUUUCAUUGUAAGAGAAAUAAAACAAAACAAUUUAAUUUUAUUUAGUUAGAGUUUAUAAGAAUAUUAAAAAACAAAUAAAUAAAAUAAUUAUAAAACAAAUACUAACUCAUUAAUACAUAAAACUAAAACAAAGAGAAAAAAAAUAGUUUAACAACGAAUAAUUUUCUUUAACAAUUAAGUUUCUUUUAAAUAUGAUUUUGUAAUUUAUAAUUAAAUUAAUAUUUUUUUUUUUCAACUCAACAAAAAUCUUUUUUAGUUUUUAGCAAAUACGAAACCAAAAAUAAAUUUAAACAAAAAAAAUAAUAAAAAAUUAAGAAUAUGGCAAAGCCAAUAUAGACAUACAUGAAAAAAAACUUAAAAAAAACAUGAAACCAAUAAUAAUUGACAAAUUAUUUAACCUCACACCACUACAUAAGUAUUUCAAAAGUUUUCAUACAAUUCUCGAAUUCUUUUUGCUAAUUCAAAAGAAAAAAUUCAACUUUUUCUUUGUUUCCGGCAUUUCUACGUCUUCCAAAAACAAAUUGUUCUUUAUUGAAUUUCUAAAAUUUUUAUUGGUGGUUAAGGCUUCAUAUCUUAAGUUAACUCAUUUAUUUUAAUCUUAAAUAUUAAUAAUAAUAAACAAAAAUAUUUAUAAUUUUCAUCAUAUUGAUAUUAUGAUAAUGAAGAAGACUUGUGUUAAUUGUUAAAUUAUGAUCUUCAGAGGCAUAAUUGUUAUAAGUUUUGUAUGAAAUCAUGUUUUUUUCUUAAAUAUUAUUUAAAUUAUUUU